Messenger RNA from Pelodiscus sinensis (Chinese soft-shelled turtle), 6940 nucleotides. Lineage: Eukaryota; Metazoa; Chordata; Testudines; Trionychidae. The record is from RefSeq and is a predicted model, not a curated record.
AUGUUGCAGAAGAUGAGACUUGAAGAUGAAGAGCUCUCGGAUGAGAGUUUUUACCUUGGAGAUGUUAUGGAGAAGGAAUCCACAAUACUUAGAUCUAGUCUGGAUGAUUCCACUGUUGUGACUCCAAUUAUUCUCAGAACAGAUCCACAUGGAUUUUUCUUUUACUGGACAGAUCAGAAUAAGGAGACAGAGCUGCUGGAUCUCAGCUUCGUCAGAGAUGCCAGAUGCGGGAAACACGCCAGAGCUCCCAAGGAUCCAAAAUUGCGUGAACAGUUGGAUGCUGGGAACAUAGGAGGUCGUCUGGAGAAUCGAAUGAUAACUGUUGUCUAUGGCCCAGACUUGGUCAAUAUAUCGUACUUGAACUUAGUGGCAUUUCAAGAGGAAAUAGCAAAGGAAUGGACGGACGAAGUUUUCAGUUUGGCAACAAAUCUGCUGGCACACAACAUGUCAAGGGAUGCAUUUCUGGAAAAAGCUUACACAAAACUUAAGCUGCAAGUCACUCACGAAGGACGUAUUCCUCUCAAGAGCAUAUACCGCUUGUUUUCCGCUGACAGAAAACGAGUAGAGACUGCAUUAGAAGCUUGUAACCUUCCAUCUGCCAGGAAUGAUUCAAUCCCUCAAGAGGACUUCACCCCAGAAGCCUACAGAGUAUUCUUAAACAAUCUGUGCCCUCGGCCUGAAAUUGACAACAUCUUUUCUGAGUUCGGUGCCAAGAGCAGACCAUACCUUGCUGUUGAUCAGAUGAUGGAGUUUAUAAAUUAUAAGCAACGUGAUCCACGGUUAAAUGAAAUCCUUUAUCCACCAAUGAAGCAGGAGCAAGUUCAACAACUGAUUGAGAAAUAUGAACCCAAUAAUAGUCUAGCAAAGAAAGGACAGAUAUCAGUGGACGGAUUUAUGCGAUACCUGAGUGGAGAGGAGAAUGGCGUCGUUCCACCUGAGAAACUGGAUUUGAAUGAAGAUAUGUCUCAGCCGUUGUCUCACUAUUUCAUCAAUUCCUCACACAACACCUACCUCACAGCUGGACAGCUGGCUGGGAGCUCCUCAGUAGAGAUGUAUCGCCAAGUGCUCUUGUCAGGCUGCCGCUGUGUGGAGCUGGACUGUUGGAAGGGGCGAACGGCAGAAGAAGAGCCAGUCAUUACACAUGGAUUCACCAUGACCACUGAAAUAUCCUUCAAGGAAGUAAUAGAAGCUAUUGCUGAGUGUGCAUUUAAGACAUCGCCUUUUCCAAUCCUCCUUUCCUUUGAAAACCACGUGGAUUCCCCUAAGCAGCAAGCCAAAAUGGCAGAAUAUUGCAGAUUAAUUUUUGGCGAUGCACUGCUCAUGGAUCCACUGGAAAAAUACCCACUUGAAAGUGGCGUUCCCCUUCCAAGCCCUAUGGACCUAAUGCACAAAAUUCUGGUGAAGAAUAAAAAGAAAUCACAAAAGUCUGCCGAUGGAAGUUCCAAAAAGAAGGUAGCUGAGCAGGCUUCCAACACGUGCAGUGAUGCAUCCAGUGGGUUUGAACCGUCUUCUCCUGGAGCAGGAGAAGCAGAGAUUGAAAGUGACGAUGACGAUGACGAUGAUGAUGACUGUAAAAAAUCAUCCAUGGAUGAAGGCACCGCUGGCCGUGAAGCCAUGGCCACGGAAGAAAUGUCCAACUUGGUGAACUACGUACAGCCAGUGAAGUUUGAGUCAUUUGAGAUAUCAAACAAACGAAACAAGAGUUUUGAAAUGUCUUCCUUUGUGGAAACCAAAGGUCUUGAGCAACUCACAAAGUCUCCAGUGGAAUUUGUGGAAUAUAACAAAAGGCAGCUUAGCCGGAUUUAUCCAAAGGGAACACGUGUAGAUUCCUCAAACUACAUGCCACAAGUCUUCUGGAAUGCUGGCUGUCAAUUGGUUGCUCUUAACUUCCAAACUGUAGAUUUGUCUAUGCAAAUAAACAUGGGGAUGUAUGAAUACAAUGGCAAAAGUGGGUACAGGCUAAAGCCAGAGUUCAUGAGAAGACCAGACAAACAUUUUGACCCAUUUACCGAAAGUAUUGUGGAUGGAAUAGUAGCCAACACUCUGUCUGUGAAGAUAAUUUCAGGUCAGUUUCUUUCGGAGAAAAAAAUCGGUACUUAUGUAGAAGUAGACAUGUUUGGCUUGCCUGUGGAUACAAGAAGAAAAGCUUUAAAGACAAAGACCUCUCAAGGCAAUGCUAUUAACCCUGUAUGGGAAGAGGAACCCAUUGUAUUUAAGAAGGUAGUUCUGCCUUCUCUGGCAUGUUUAAGGAUAGCAGUAUAUGAGGAAGGAGGAAAGUUUAUAGGACAUCGGAUAUUGCCUGUCUCAGCAAUUCGACCAGGCUAUCACUACAUCUGUCUGCGAAAUGAGCGGAACCAACCUUUGAUGCUUCCAGCAGUCUUUGUGUACAUAGAUGUUAAGGACUACGUACCCGAUACUUAUGCAGAUGUGAUUGAAGCAUUAUCCAACCCAAUCCGAUAUGUAAACUUGAUGGAACAAAGAGCUAAACAGCUGGCAGCACUCACACUGGAGGAUGAAGAAGAGGUAAAGAAAGAGGCUGAACAGGGAGAUCCACCAUCAGAAGCUAAUCAUGAGCCCAGACCAACACCGGCAGAAAAUGGACUAAGUCACUCCACUUCUCUGACAACAAAGCCAGCAACUCAGGUUGUUCACAGCCAACCAGCCCCGGGUUCUGUGAAAGCUCCUGCCAAAACAGAGGAUCUUAUUCAGAGUGUCCUAACAGAAGUGGAAGCCCAAACCAUUGAGGAACUAAAACAGCAGAAGUCCUUCGUUAAGCUGCAGAAGAAGCACUACAAAGAAAUGAAGGACCUUGUCAAGAGACAUCACAAGAAAACCACCGAUCUGAUUAAAGAGCACACUGCAAAGUACAAUGAAAUCCAGAAUGACUACCUGCGACGUAGAGCAGUCUUAGAAAAGAGCACCAAACGGGAUAGUAAGAAAAGAUGUGAAACUGGAAGCCCGGAUCACAGUUCAACUAUUGAACAAGAACUGGCUGCCCUUGAUUCAGAAAUGACCCAGAAGUUAAUAGAACUGAAGGAAAAGCAACAACAGCAGCUUCUCAAUCUCCGACAAGAACAGUAUUAUAGUGAAAAAUAUCAGAAGCGAGAACAUAUUAAGCUGCUCAUUCAGAAGUUGACAGAUGUGGCAGAAGAAUGUCAGAGCAGCCAGUUAAAGAAGCUAAAAGAGACGUGUGAAAAAGAAAAGAAGGAGUUAAAGAAGAAAAUGGACAAGAAGAGGCAGGAGAAGAUUACAGAAGCUAAAACCAAGGAUAAAAAUCAAAUGGACGAAGAGAAGACGGAAAUGAUUCGAUCGUAUAUCCAGGAAGUGGUGCAGUACAUAAAGAGGCUAGAAGAUGCUCAGAGUAAAAGACAGGAGAAACUUGUGGAAAAACAUAAGGAGAUUCGUCAGCAAAUACUGGAUGAAAAGCCCAAGUUACAAGUUGAACUGGAUCAGGAAUAUCAAGACAAAUUCAAAAGGCUCCCUCUGGAAAUUCUGGAGUUUGUACAGGAUGCGAUGAAAGGGAAAAUCAGUGACGAUGGAGACCACAGUUCUACCCCUUCCUCCAUGCCAUCUGACAGUGGAAAAAUGAAUCAUAAACCUCUGCAAAACGAAGAGGAAACAGAAGAAAAUAAUCCAGAGAAAAUGUUUGAUACUCCUUUUUAACUCCCCAUGCAACAGUUAUUGUGCCAGGGCAUGCUACCCCUACCCCCCUGCUGCCCAUCCUCUGUUUUCCUGUUGUGAGCUGCCACAUAACAGCUUCUAAAUGCAGGAGGCACCUGUAUUGAAGUGCACAUUUUAAAAAGAAAUAUUUUAUAAAGGUAUUGUGCAAAGGUCUUCAUUCUCGUUCAUUGCUUUAUUAUGAUACUAAAGCUUAGUGCAGUCAGAGUAGGGAAUGAAUAUGUUAAUACUACCCCCAACCCCAAUUUACAAUGGGUAAUUUUUAGGCCAAUUGCACUGUUAAGAUAGUUUAAUGAAGACCAGUGUAUUGUACAGAGGCAAAUGUGCACGGAUUUCCUUUUAAAGUGCCAGUGCAGUGUGUCCCAAACUUAAUACUGACCUUACAAAAUUAUAUGACCAUACUUAACCGUUUUUAUUUCCUACUUUCUAACUGCACCUUGACAGCUGUGUCAUCAUGUUACAUUUGCACUGAAACAUUUGAUCCUUUUUAGUUUUGCAAGCACUGGUGGCUUGCCAUCUUGCUAUUAUGUUUAUCACGUGGAGAGAAAUAUAUUUGCUGCUGAAAAAAAUCCUUCAUUGGAAAUAUGGUGAUUAGAGUAAGUUUAAAACCAAGAGUUGGACUCCGUCUGCAUAGAGAUAGAGUGUGUGGGUUUGUCUGUCGUCUGUCUGUGUGUGGUACACUUUUGUGAAUGCAUCUGUAUUUAUGCACAUGCAUACACACACACACAUGCAUAGAAUGUAUGUAUUUGCAGUCUGUCUGCUCUCAAGACAAAACAAAAGGUUUCAGGGAAACGGAAAUAGAAAACCUUUAUAGAUCAUAACCUCUGGGUUACAGUGAUAUUACACAAACAUUAAAUUAUAACAAUCUUGUUGUGGAGUUGGUGGUGUAAAUUGAAGAACAUUUAGCAAAUAAAUUUGAUAUAUAUUUUGCAGACUUGAAAGUAUUGAUUUUAAGUAUCAUAUUUUAUGCUUACUAAAUUUGAUAAGAGUUAUAAAAAUGUUUAAAACUACAGGAUUUGAAAAUUUAAGAACAUCUUCCAUCUUUUUUAAGCCUGCAGUUCAAUUUUACUGAUAUCUGAUGUUUAAAAGCAAGUUUUAAAACCCCACCAUUCUGAUAGUUAACAGUUAAUCUAUUUAUCUUUACUUUAACAUAAGAACUAUCCAAGUUUAUGUACUGUAUGAUAUCCAUGAGAGAAAUAAACUGCAUAUUUUCAGAAAGCCAUAUAAAAUAAUUAGUAAGACUUUCUGAAAAAAAAUCAAGAUAUUUGAAAAGGGAAAGAAAAAUAUUAUUCUCUGGCAUCCCCAAUUAAAGAGGACAUAGGGUAUGAAAAUAUUUAUGGCCUGAUUCUCAUUUACUCUAAGGCCACUUUAUACUGCUCACCUCAUGUAAAGGAGUCCUAAUGUGAGUAUACAUAUAAUUAAUUCUCUUCUACUUUACAGCCCCUUUAUAGUACCAGAGCAGUAUUUAUAGUGCCAGAGCAAAAGGGCCACUAGGCUACAUCUUCACUGUGAGUUCUUCUGGCAGAAAAUAUGCUAAUGAGAUCGUGACUUAUGCUAAUGCGUCCCUCCUUAGCAUAGUUUCUGCGGGAAGAACUCGCAGUGAAGACGUAGCCUCAGUGUAAAUGAGAAACAAGCUCAAAAUGUGUAGAUUUUCAUACUUAGACCACAGUCCUGCAAGCACUCGCACAAGUAACUUUAUACACGAUUAAUCCUAUUGGAUUCAAUGAAAGUCCUCUGUGGGUAAUAAUGCUUGCAUCCAUGUUUGCAGGAUUUGGGCUUUAACUUGUAUUUUUAAAUAAAUACAUUUAAAUGGUCUAAUAGUAACAUAGCAAAGUAUUUUAAUAUAAUAGCAGUUAAGUUACUUUACUUGCUUUCCCUCAGGAUUUUAGUAUUUUAAGUAACUUAUUUUAUUUAAAUUUAAGCAAUAAAUACCGAUCAAGCUUAAGUUUUGAGUUAAAUACUCUAUGUGUAUAUAUAUAUAAGUUCACAUUUUAGAAAACAGACAGUAUUCUGAUGUUUCUUUUUUAAACCUAGAGUAGGCAGAAAGAAAAAUUGUACAUCCUUUGGAGAUCAUAUUUUGGAUUAAAGUAUUCUGGUUGAUGAUGAUUACACUAAUUUAAUUACCAUAAAACUCAAAAGUCUGACUUUCAGCUUGAUUUUAGAAUUAACAUUCUACUUUUGCACUUUGAAGAUUGACAUUCAAUAAAAACUUAGAAUGGAAAUUUAAUGCUGCAUUUUAUAAACUGAAAAUGAAAUAGGUUGUUGGAAUUAUAGAAUGGAUAUAUUAAUAGCAGUGUUCACAACAAUACUGAAGACUAUUGCGUUAUAGUAAUCAUUGCCUUUGGGUAAAAAUCAUGACUCCCCUGAAGUUCAUGGGAAAAUUUCCAGGGAUUUUAGGGUAGCCAUGGCUUUACCAGUAGUCUUCAAACAGACUUGGGCAAAUACAAAUUAGCCUUUUGUUUAUAUUUUUAAAAAGUUAAUGAUUGGACUAAGUAUACUAUCAGUUGUAGUCAUUUUACAGUAUAUUUGUAUUUGAUCAUUUACUGUAUUCACAUUUUUUAUAUCUGUACAGUGCUACUUUUUGCAGUUGUAGGGUAGUGUGUAAUACUGUACACCUUGCAUUGUUCAGAUUAUUACAGUCAUACAGAUAUCAUUUAAUAUUACUUGAAUAAGUAAGGUAAUGAAAAAGGGUCUUUAUGAUGUGCAAGUCUUGUGCCUUUUAUGUAUUUGCCUUGUUAUGUGUUGAAUGUGUGGAAAUGCUGUACUGUGGACCUUUCAUUUGUAUAGAAUAGAAAUCUCUAUAUUAAAUUAGAUUGUGCACUUCAAAUAUCUUUACACUACUGAGAAUAGAUUGGUUUUGGCAGUGUAAGCAGAAUUUUAAAAGUUCUAAUGAAAUGCCGGACAUUUUGGAUUUAACAUGUUCAUAAUUAUGUUAAUUAAUGCUCAUGUAUUAUUAUUAUUAUGCAUUCAUUAAAAGAUAACUAAAGGGACAUUGCUUGCCUUUCUUUCAAAUCAAUGUUGCUCUUGUACAUUGUAUGAAUAGUGUCUUGUGAUUGAUUGGACUUUGGUGAUUGGCUUUCAAAAAAAAUCAGACAAAUAUUUCGGUUAAUAUGUACAUAUUUUUGUUUCUCAAUCUGAUUGUUUAUGAUGCAUAAUUCACAUUUUUGUAAGAAUUCUAUGCAAUUUUGUGGCAUGAUGUUUCUUCCAUUUGUAAUUUUAUGUGCUUUCAUCACAGAUCCAAAGGACAAUUAAAAUUUUCUUA